Dissoconium aciculare CBS 342.82 is the source of this 2099-nucleotide messenger RNA. RefSeq lists its product as uncharacterized. The record is from RefSeq and is a predicted model, not a curated record. Gene Ontology annotation, molecular function: zinc ion binding; DNA-binding transcription factor activity, RNA polymerase II-specific. Lineage: Eukaryota; Fungi; Ascomycota; Dothideomycetes; Mycosphaerellales; Dissoconiaceae. The transcript has 4 exons. Gene Ontology annotation, biological process: regulation of DNA-templated transcription. The coding region runs from base 238 to 2010 and encodes 590 amino acids.
CUGAUAAAUGCUACUCUGCAGUCCCUGAGUGAGCAUCCCUGAAGUAUCAUCGCCGUCCUGCUGCUCGCUGCUCCAUCUGUCCGGUCCAUCCCACGUUGUCUUACCGUCCUCCAAGCAUCGAGCAAGCCUUUCUCACCGUCUGACUCGAAUCGUUCUCGUCGUUAGGGUCCAACUCACUCGGCAGCGUGCUCUAUCACCUCGAUUAUUCAUCGAUCCAUGCGGACGUGAUUGGACGCCAUGAAUGGCUCGACGGCCUUCCUCGCUGCGAGAUCGACUGCGGCGGAAGACAAUGCCGCGCUCGUCCGGCAUUCACCGCCCAAGAAGGGCCUCCAGCAGAGGCGAUAUGCACCCAAGACUCGAACUGGCUGUCUGACGUGUAAGAUCCGUCGGGUCAAAUGUGACGAAGCUCAACCUGCCUGUAACCGCUGCACGAGCACUGGCAGGAAAUGCGAUGGCUAUAUCUCGCCCGGCGAGCUCCCUUCGAAGGAGGAGCAACUACCCCUGACGGUCGCUCUCGUCAACGAUGUCCCAACUAACGCUCUCGAACGGAGGACGUUUGAUUUCUUCCGGACCCGCACCGCGCCCAUCGUCUCGGGGUACUUUCAAGAUACCGUCUGGGAUCGAAUCGUUUUACAGAUGAGCCACAGCGAGCCGGCGGUGCGUCACGCCGUCAAUGCUCUCGGCGCCAUGCACGAGGAACGCUAUCUCCGUACGAAGGCUGCCAAGGAUGGCCUCGACGUUCAAGCGUUCCGGACGGAUUUCCCUGUGCAGCAAUAUGUGAAAUCUCUGAAUGAGAUGCAGGUCCUCCUCAAGGACAAGAGCAGCUCUCUCGACACGGUUCUGCUGUGUUCGCUCCUGUGUGCGCACUUUGAAUGUCUACGAGAGACCUUUUUGCCUGCAUUGCUUCACGUCGAAAAUGCCAUUUCCUUGCUUUACGAACAGAAUGCGAGAUUCGACCCCCGCAAGGUCAAUCCCAGUCUCGUUCGAGCCGUGAUGCGAUUGGAUCUCCAAGGUACAUUGUAUCUUACGAUGCGGACACCAGGCCUCUCCUUUUACACCGCAGCGAUAGACUCGAUACUACCUCACAGCUUCCGAGACUUGACCCAAGCACGCGACCUCAUCAAUUCCUGGACCGGCCGCUUAUACCACUUCACCCGCACCGUCGCCGACGGCUACAAAUUCGGCGUUUCCGGCGCCAACGGCGUCCCCCUCGAGGAAUACGCCAAAGCACAAGAACUCGAGCGGACCAUGAUCGAACUCGAGCGCCUCCUCUGGGACUUUCUGCACAAGCCCACCUCCCGUCUGACGGCGCGCGAACAGCUCGGCCUGGGCAUGCUCCGCAGCCGCACCAUCAUCAACCGCAUCAUCGCCGCCACCUGUCUGCACACCGAAGCCAGCGCGUACGACCGCUUCCUGCCGGAAUUCGAAGACGUCCUCACCAUCUGCCAGCACAUCAUGGCCAGCGACUUCGACCAUCGGCCCGCGCCCGGCGGCGACGACCACGAGGCCGACGACGCCGCCGCCCGCCGCCUGCUCUCCGUCAGCAUGGACGAAGGACUCAUCCACCCGCUCUGCGACAUCGCCGCCGCCUGCCGCGACAGCCGCAUCCGCCACCGCGCCCUCGACGCCCUCCGCCGCCUCCCCGUGGGCGAGGGCAAUUGGCACAUCGAGAGCACUAUCCGCACAUGCGAGAUGUGCAUCGAGUAUGAGGAGCGCUCCAGCACGAGGGAAUUCCCCUCCUGUGAGGAUAUACCCGAGUGGUGGCGCGUGCAGGGCUUGUCGUUUGACGGGUGGGAAACGCAUGGGCCGAUGCGGAAGGUCAAGGCGCAGUUCCGCACGAGGCCGAAUGGGACGGAUGGGGGGUGGGUGAUAUAUGAUGUGGUCAUUGAUUGCGUCAGCCCUCAGAAUCCUUCCAUUGGCAAUCUUAAUGCUGGACUCAGCACCUUGGAAAUUCAGGAACAUAUCACCAAUCGGAGGAAACCUCGGACCCUGGACUUUCCUGGCCCUUGAGUCGCGGUCAGCGAUGAGUAUUCUUUUGGUGGAGGAGGUAUUAAUUCAAUGAUCCUCUCUUCUCCCCUCUCGAAGGACGAUGGACCGAC